This is a messenger RNA of Neocloeon triangulifer, 3840 nucleotides long. RefSeq names its product importin subunit beta-1 (gene Fs(2)Ket). Gene Ontology annotation, biological process: protein import into nucleus. Gene Ontology annotation, molecular function: nuclear import signal receptor activity; small GTPase binding. NCBI's taxonomy places the organism in Eukaryota, Metazoa, Arthropoda, Insecta, Ephemeroptera, Baetidae. The transcript has 12 exons. Gene Ontology annotation, cellular component: cytoplasm; nucleus. The record is from RefSeq and is a predicted model, not a curated record. The coding region runs from base 74 to 2788 and encodes 904 amino acids.
GGCCCGCCUGCUCGCGCCACAACCGGCUGUUGCAGCGAGUGUAAAAUUCGCGCUUUUUCCUUAGUUUUAUUGAAUGAAUCACCUCACCAUGCCGACAGAAACUUCAUUGCAGUUGAUCAACAUAUUAGAAAAGACAAUUUCACCAGACAAAAAUGAACUGGAAGCUGCGCAGACCUACCUGGAACAGGCAGCACUUUCAAACUUUCCCGAAUUCUGUAAAGGCUUGUCGGAAAUCCUGGGUCAUGGAGGCAAUUCGGCUGUUGUUCGAAUGGCAGCGGGUCUGCAACUCAAGAAUAGCCUCACUUCGAAAGACCCUAACAUUGCCCUACAAUAUCAGCACAGAUGGCUGGCACUGCCGGAACAAACAAGGAGCUACAUUAAAAAGAAUAUCUUGGGUGCUUUGGGAACAGAGAACAACAGGCCGAGUUCUGCAGCCCAGUGUGUGGCUUAUGUGGCGGUAGCUGAGUUGCCAGUAAAGCAGUGGCCUGAACUGAUAGAAUGCCUAGCUUCAAAUGUUGUCAAUGCAUCCAGCACCGAGAUGACGAAGGAGGCCACACUGGAGGCCAUCGGAUACAUAUGUCAAGAAAUACAAGAUCAAGAAGUUUUGCAGCUGCAGGCCAACCAAAUUUUGACCGCCAUCAUUCAUGGCAUGAGGCAGAAUGAACCAAGUAACCACGUCAGAUUGGCAGCCACAACUGCACUUCUUAAUUCACUGGAAUUUACCAGAGCAAAUUUUGAAACUGAACUCUCUAUUUCGCAGUCUGAAAGAAAUUUCAUAAUGGAGGUCGUGUGCGAAGCAACCCAAAGCACAGACACGUCUGUCAAAGUCGCUGCCCUGCAAUGUUUGGUCAAAAUAAUGUCUCUUUAUUAUCAAUACAUGGAGCCUUAUAUGGGACAAGCUCUAUUUCCUAUUACUUUAGAAGCAAUGAAGUCAGAAAUUGAUGAAGUGGCUCUGCAGGGUAUUGAAUUCUGGUCCAACGUAAGUGAUGAGGAGAUGGAUUUGAGCAUUGAGGCUACGGAAGCAACAGAAGCGGGCCGCGUACCAUCACGAUGCUCUCGCUUCUAUGCUAAAGGCGCACUUCAGUAUUUGGUUCCUGUGCUGCAACAAAAGUUGACAAAACAGGAAGAAAAUGAUGAUGAAGAUGAUUGGAACCCUAGCAAGGCAGCUGGUGUGUGCCUCAUGCUGUUGGCAACUUGCUGUGAGGAUGACAUUGUGCCCCAUGUCCUGCCGUUUGUGAAAGACAAUAUCAAGUCGCCAAACUGGAGGUGCAGAGAUGCUGCGCUUAUGGCAUUCGGUUCAAUUUUGGGUGGUCUUGAACCAACAACGCUGAAACCUCUUGUGGACCAGGCCAUGCCAACACUUAUUGAGUUGAUGUACGAUCAGAGUGUCCAAGUCAGAGACACAUGCGCCUGGACGUUUGGGCGUAUUUGCGAAAUAGUCCCCGAUGCUGCCAUCAACGAGCAGUUCUUAAACGCUUUGCUUGAAGCCCUGGUUAAUGGACUUAAAGCAGAGCCAAGAGUUGCUAACAACGUCUGCUGGGCCUUCACUGGCUUGGCAGAAGCGGCUUAUGAAGCAGCAGAAAGCGCAGCAAAUGCUGGAAAAGAUGAUGACUCUGCUCAACCAGAGACUUACUGUCUUUCUCAGUAUUUUGAGUUCAUUGUGCAAAGACUUCUUGAGACCACUGACAGACCUGAUGGAGCCCAGGCCAAUUUAAGAAGCAGUGCUUAUGAAGCCUUGAUGGAGCUGGUUAAGAAUUCUCCUCGUGACUGCUAUGUAGCCGUCCAAAAGACAACCAUGGUCAUCCUUGAGAGACUGCAGCAUGUCCUGCAAAUGGAGUCGCACAUACAGUCCCACUCUGAUCGCGCCCAGUAUAACGACCUUCAGUCGUUGCUUUGUGGAACCCUGCAGAGCGUCCUUCGAAAGGUCAAUCCUGAGGACGCCCCAAAGAUUUCAGAUACCAUAAUGACAGCAUUGUUGCAAAUGUUCAAUUCAAACUCGUGCAAAGCGGGCGGUGUCCAGGAAGAUGCCCUGAUGGCUGUUUCUACAUUGGUCGAAAUUCUGGGUGAAGGGUUCUUGAAGUACAUGGAGGCCUUUAAACCUUUCUUGCACCUUGGUCUCAAAAACCGUGCUGAGUACCAGGUGUGUGGUGCUGCUGUUGGUCUUACUGGGGACAUAGCUCGUGCCCUGCGUUCCAGACUUUUGCCAUACUGUGACGAGAUAAUGAUGCUUCUCUUGGAGAAUCUGGGUGACAACACUGUCCAUCGCUCAGUGAAGCCUCAGAUCCUCUCCGUCUUUGGAGACAUUGCUCUCUCUAUUGGUUCGGAAUUCACAAAGUAUCUGAAUGUUGUAUUGCAGACCUUGGCCCAAGCAUCCCAAGUUGACGUUGAUCGAACUGAUUAUGAUAUGCUCGACUAUUUAACUGAACUCAGAGAAGGCAUCCUUGAGGCAUAUGCCGGCAUAAUUCAAGGAUUGAAGGAUGAAGAUAGUAGCGAAUCAAACAAAGCGUGCUUGCUGUCGCUCGAACCACAUCUGCCCUCAAUCAUCCACUUUGUGUCGACUGCCUGCCAAGACCCAGACCACACAGAUACAAUCAUCCACAACAGUGCUGGUCUUGUUGGGGACCUUUGCCUAACAUAUGGGGCUAAGGUGCUGCCUCUGGUUGAUGCGGACCCCGUUUCCGAUAUGCUUACUGAGGGUCGUCGCUCUCGUAUUGCAAAAACUAAGAAUAUUGCCAACUGGGCCACACGAGAGGUGCGCAAGCUGCGCAACCACGCCACUAGUUGGUAAGUAACGAGUGGAGGCGUGCAAAGUGUAUGAAAUGAAAAAUGCAACCACAAAGUCUAGUCUGUGAUGCCACGUGCCAUUUCUACUGAUUGACGGAUCGAUCUCUUAUAAAUGACGAGUAAACUGUAAAUUUUAUCAUACAUUUGAGAGUAUCUGUUGCAUAAGUGCCUUUUCUGUUAACCAGUACUUUUUCAAACAAAUUCAUAUCUUCUGUGUUGUUGAUUUCUUCAUAAACAUUGUUUUUUCUUAUAUGUUUUCUGCUCAUGAUUGAGAACGAGACUGUGAUUGUCAAGUUUGUUUGUUGGAGUGAGUCUUUAAGAAAGAUUUCCCCUUUUUAGUGGCCAGUGGAUUUUUAAAGGCUAUUAUACACUUUUCAAAGAUCAAUUUUAAAUUGUCUAUUAAACUGGCCACUAUUCUCAAAUAGAUUCUGUGAUUUAAUAAUAAUUCAAAUAAUGGGCUUAAAGCACAAACUAUUUGUCAAGUGCAGGACUGACACCCUAAACAGCAUUUUUAGAUACUUUUCGUAUCAUCAAGAGAGAAACAUUUUUUAAACAAUAAACUACAUUUUUCAGAUUUUAAGUAAUAAUUUCUUCCAUUUUGUCAGAAUGAAGAAGUAAACUCAAGUCCCUGGUGCUUAAAAGAAAGCAAAAGUGAGAAGGUGCACGAGCGCUGUCUGUGUGUGAUUGCAGAUUAUCUGAUGGCCCUGGAGGAAGCGUGUAGGGGGUGCUAUAAGAGAGUGCCUGCAUACAUAAUUUGAGUGUUCUGAGACCCGAGUUUUUCCCAAAGUGUGAGACAUAAAAUGACUGAUGAGAUUAGAAGAAUCGACUGCGCGCGCGCCAGGUGUGUGAGAGAAUGUUGCAGUGAACGUACGGAUGCAUUUUCUUGUGACCCAUGCUGUGAGACUGAUUUUGACUGCUUGAAUAAAAGGGGUUGCCACCUGUGCCCCCCGGGGCACUCCUUACAACAAUUUAUUCAUUCCCAGCUGGAUUAAUUCACUCUGUAUCAGGGCCUGAAUAGGGCUCCACAGAUUUCAAUAAAACCAGUUAAUUUGGAAA